AUGGCUCCCAUUAAUCCAGAUACUCCAGUGUCACUAUCAUAUCCUGCACCCGCCGUGCCAAUACCGACCAAGACAUGGCAUACUUACUUUUCCUACGGUAUAGGCCACACAGAGUACGACACCAUUAAAGGGCAGCAGAACGCGUGCAUCCGAACACUUCGACAAGAAAGAAAGAUAAAGACCCAGUGGUUCUUGAAACCACCCGCCGCUGAAGGCAUGCCGCAACUAGGUGCCAACUACGAAUCUUCCACGCAAAGUGCAACAUUUCCGUAUCCAGAAGCUUUUAAGAAAGUCAUGUUUCCAGCGACUUCUGUCCCUCGACGUGAUGAGGAACAUGGAAAUUCGGGUAGUGAUUUGGCUGAGCAUCGAAGUCCAAGACCAUCAGGAGCAGGGAAGAUCAAGAAAAAGAGUUUCUUUUCGACACCCGUUUUCGGCGUGUCACGUACUACAGCAAUUGAGGUCGAGUCACGGAUCCAGCCGACAUAUGUCGUUUUGGGCAUAUUUCCACGCGGCGCUCUCAAUCCCAAGGAAAGAAUUGUGUUCAUCGAUGGACCAGAGCAAUUCUUCUCAAAGCUCAGUUGGGCGACCUUUCGUCUACGCGGGAUGAGAGGAACACUGUUAUCGUUAAAGCAUCUCGCGGGAUUUAGAUUAUACAAGUGCGACGUCAACACUGGAGCGCAUACCCGAGUAAAUGUAGAUGCCAAUGGAGUUGGUGACUUGUAUCUCCUAUUGAGUACAUACAAAAGCUGGCACAUCCCCCGACACAUCUCUCGAGCAUGGGCAGAUUGGAUCCAUCGUACCCUUAACGACGGGCAACUUGACGUACUACAAGGUGAAUACGCUCUUGAACUGGUUCUAGACUGGUCGAUUACGCGCAUCUCAAUUGUGGUCUUAGUACCAGUCCUACUGAGUCUGGCUAUCGGAAUAUGGCUCAACGCAAAGGCUUGGACGGAUCUUGCGACGAUACAGACCGCUUGGGGUACUGCUUCAUACAUUGUAACUGCUGGGGCAUUACUAGCAGCAAUGUUGGGAUUCUUGGAUAUCGCGGACAAAUAG
Fusarium graminearum PH-1 is the source of this 1056-nucleotide messenger RNA. RefSeq lists its product as uncharacterized. The record is from RefSeq and is a predicted model, not a curated record. The transcript has 3 exons. Bases 1 to 1056 code for a protein of 351 amino acids. Lineage: Eukaryota; Fungi; Ascomycota; Sordariomycetes; Hypocreales; Nectriaceae.